GUGUAUAUGAGUCUCUGUUCUUACACUGUUGUCCUCUGUGACUGAGCGUCUUCACGUCUCCUCACCUCCAUGCAGGUGAGCUAUGGAUGAAAGCACAUUUGAGACAUUUGAGGAAGAGCUCGGUCAACCACUGCCAGAAGUUUCUCCUCCGAAACCUCUGAGAGCGGCGCGUACGGGAGGGCGAGCGGAGAUGUACGCUCAGAGGAGAACACGUGAGGAAGCUCCAGCACUUCAGCAGCAGAUACCAAAGAUGACUCCACGCGAACACCUGACCUCCAGUGCGACCUCAUUGCGUAAAGCCCGGUCCAUCCAGAAUCUGGCUCAGAUCGAGACACCGUGGGAAGGCGUGACACUGAACAGAUGUCUGAUCAUCGCCAUCACCAUCCUGGUGCUCACCUCCGGUCUACAGAGGAUUAACGAGGUCCUCAGGGGUCGUAAGGACGUCAGUGAAGAGUCCACAGCUGUCAGUGAAAGACACGCUUUCAUCAGGAGGUCGAAAUUACCUGCACAAGAGAAUGAGACAUCUUUAUGGGACACAUUAUUCUGGUGGCUUGAUGAUGAUGAUGAUGAAGACUCUAACAAACGUAAAUCCAAGAGGGCAACUCAGGAGAGAGUGUCCAGAGGCUUCAGGCACCGGACCUUUACACAUCCAAAACUCCUAAAGCAAAGAGAGACAACAUUCAGCGAACGCAGAAGACGACGAGACACAGAUGAGAUUAAAGAGAGAACGAAGAACAAAAAAGAGGAAGAGAUUAAAGUCAAAAAGAAAACAGAAGAAGAGGAGGAGGAAGAAGAGAAGAUUAAGAAAUCAAAGAAGACAGCAAUGAAGGACAGAAAACAAAAAUCCAUGAAGAAACUCUAAAGUGUGAUGAUGAACAUGAUGAAGUUAUGAUUGUGUCAUAUUUUACAUCACAAUCAAAAGAAAUAAGGAAUUCUGUUAUUUAUCAUUAAGAAAAUUAGAUUUUUGAAACUUUAAAGGGUGGUUUCCCAGACAGGGAUUAUCUUAAACCAGGACUAGGCCUUAGUUUAAUUAGGAAAUAUAACGAGUUUGAACAAACAUGCCUUACUAAAAACUACUGGGGUGCAUUUUGACGCAAAACAAAGUGCACUGAUGUAUUUGAAGAUAUGUUAGUGCAAGUUGUUUUCAGUUUGGACAGCUCUUAAAUUUAUUUUAGUCUAGGACUAGUCUAAUCCCUGCCGGUAAACCACCCCUAAGAGGCUUGACAUUGUAAAUAUUUUUCUUGUUAACUAUUCCUUUAUUUCCCAUAAAAAACAAUGAAAAUAUUUUUUAUUUUGAGAACAGCAAUGAAAGUUAACGUGUUUAAAUAAAAAGAUCAUAAGAGACUUCUGCACUACAGUAACUCUAAAAAACAUGGAGUUAUUUUCAACCAAACAUUGGAUCAAAGACAAACCCAACCUGUUGAGUUGUAAUUUAACCUAUAUGCUUAACCCAUUGUUGGGACAAAUAUAAGUAAUCAACGGCUGGGUUUGUCGCUUUAUGAUCCAAUGUUGGGUUGAAAAUAACCCAACAUUUUUUAGUGUAGUGUCAUUGAUUUUGUUGAUCUUCAGGACUUUCUUAUUAAAAGUUAAAGAUGGAUAACUAGUGGAUAUUCAGCUGUAAAUGCUGUGAUACAGUCAGGUGGGAUUUUAACUUUUAAGACCAAGAAUCCUUAUUAGCAUUUUAACUUUUGGAAAUGUUUGAGCCUGAACAUAAAAGUUGUUGCGUGCAAAAAUAAAGCUUUUUUACUUCGGCAAA
Paramisgurnus dabryanus is the source of this 1756-nucleotide messenger RNA. RefSeq lists its product as uncharacterized. The record is from RefSeq and is a predicted model, not a curated record. Lineage: Eukaryota; Metazoa; Chordata; Actinopteri; Cypriniformes; Cobitidae.